This is a messenger RNA of Octopus bimaculoides (California two-spot octopus), 549 nucleotides long. RefSeq lists its product as uncharacterized. Gene Ontology annotation, molecular function: nucleic acid binding. The record is from RefSeq and is a predicted model, not a curated record. NCBI's taxonomy places the organism in Eukaryota, Metazoa, Mollusca, Cephalopoda, Octopoda, Octopodidae.
AUGACAUGUGUGAACUAUUGGAAUCACAAUGAAUCGCACAACAGCCUACCACAGGCCAACAGAUUAGUGGAGAGAUUUCACCGCCGCCUGAAGGAAUCCCUGACAACCAGACUUAAUGGGCCAAAUUGGAUUGACCAACUCCCAUGGGUGAUGCUGAGAAUCCGCACCACCCCAAAUGAAAAUCUCAACACUUCCUCCGCGGAAAUGGUGUACGGUGCCCCUCUUACAGUGCCAGGAGAGUUCCUUCCGAAUACAAAGUCAGACCUUGAUGUCAAAAGGUAUCUCGCUCGACUGAGAGACAGUGUGGGCCAGUUGCACCUUGUUCCCGUGUCGACACACGGUACACCCAGAUCAUCCAUACCAAAUGACCUCCACACGGCUAACUUUGUGUUCAUUCAACGAAAACCCUUCCAGUCACCCUACGAUGGUCCAUAUCAAGUCAUACAUCCAGGGGAUAAAACAUUCCAACUCUUAAUUGGCGGACGUCAAGAUACAGUCUCCAUCGAUAGAUUGAAACUGGUCCAUCUCGAUAUUGACAGCCUCGUUUAG